UCAACUAUGGCUUCCCUCUCGUAGUGAUGGAGGCACAUCGUUAACAACAAAACAAAACUGUGACUUUAGUCAUUUAUUUGUCCGCUGACACAAGUUGGAUUUAAGAUGCAGAAGAUCAAGUCUCUCAUGGCCCGGCAGGGCCUGAAAAGCCCCCAGGAGAGCAUGGCAGACCUCAGUCCUGUGGAGAACCUGAGGAUCCCGAGCAAGGAGGAGUUGCGGGAGCUGAGGGAGCAGCCCAUCGACCCCCAGGCGGAGCAGGAGAUCAUCGACAGCAUCGAGGAAGUCUACUUCUCUAAUGACUCUUUUGACAUGGUGCAGCACGAACUGGAGAAACUCCCACCUGAGCUGAAUCUGCAGGAGCUGGAGGAGUAUAGAGACAAACUGAAGAGACAACAGUCAGCAGUUUCUAAAAAGGUUGCAGAUCUCAUUCUGGAGAAACAGCCUGCGUAUGUCAAGGAACUGGAGAGAGUGACGGCGUUACAGACCAACCUGCAGUUGGCAGCAGUCAUUUGCACUAAUGCAAGGAGACAACUGAGUGUUGCGAAGGAGGGAUUCACAGAGGCCAGCCUGGGCCUACUGGCCAAUCAGAGAAGACGACAACUGCUGACAGGCUUGCUUAAAUCUCUGAGGACCAUCAAGACGCUGCAAAGAACAGAUGUAAGACUCAGCGAGAUGCUUGAGGAGGAAGACUACCCAGGUGCAAUCCAGCUCUGCCUGGAAUGUCAGAAGGCUGCCAGCACCUUUAAACACUACAGCUGCAUCAGUGAAUUGAAUUCCAAACUACAAGACACUCUGGAGCAAAUAGAGGAGCAGCUUGAUGUCGCCCUCUCCAAGACUUGUAAGCACUUUGAUGUUUUGCACUACACCAAGGUGCAGCUGGCCUACAAGCUCCUGGGCAAGACACAGACUGCUAUGGACCAGCUGCACAUGCACUUCACCCAGGCCAUCCACAACACAGUGUUCCAAGUGGUGCUGGGAUACGUGGAGCUGUGUGCUGGCAACGCUGACACCAAGUUCCAGAAGAUGCAAUACAAGGACCUGUGCACGCAUAUCACCCUGGACAGCUACAUUCCCUGCCUGACGGAUCUGUGCAAGGCAUUGUGGGAGGUGAUGCUGAGCUACCACCGCACCAUGCAGUGGCACGAGGAGCACGACAAACAAGAGAACACACCCACUCCAGACGAUGCAGCAGCAGCAGCAGAGUCUGAUGAGUUGGUGGUGGACCGCAGCUAUGUGAAGAAGAAACUGGAGCAUGGACUGACACGGAUCUGGCAGGAUGUCCAGUUGAAAGUGAAGGCCUACAUCCUGGGGACAGACAUGUCUAACUUCAAAUACGACGAUUUCAUAGUGGUACUGGAUGUCAUCAGCAGGUUGAUGCAGGUGGGUGAGGAGUUCUGUGGCAGCAAGUCAGAGGUCCUGCAGGAGUCUAUCAAACGCCAAAGCAUCAACUACUUUAAAAACUAUCACAGGGCACGACUGGAAGAGCUAAGGAUGUUUCUGGAAAAUGAGACAUGGGAACUGUGUCCUGUCAAGUCUAACUUUAACAUCGCCCAGCUCCAUGAGUUUAAGUUCAUGGGCCAGUGUCGCUCUCCAUCCGUCUCCCCGAGCAGACAGGCCGUGACCUCGUCCACCCUGGCCCAGGAGGAGCUGUCUCUGUUCCAGCAGUACCUUCAGGAGGGAAACCCAUUCGAGAUGCACAUCGAGCACAAAGAGGAGGAGACGGAGGAUGUGCUGGCAUCUAACGGGUAUGAGUCGGAUGAGCUGGAGAAGAGUGUGUAUCAGGAUUACGACAGCGACAGUGAUGUUCCUGAGGAGCUCAAGCAGGACUACGUGGACGAGCAGACGGGUGACGCCCCUCUUAAGAGUGUGUCCCGCGAGACCAUAAGAAGCAAGAAAAAGUCUGACUACAACCUCAACAAAACCAAUGCACCAAUCCUCACCAACACCACCCUCAACGUCAUCCGGCUUGUUGGAAAGUACAUGCAGAUGAUGAACAUCCUGAAGCCGAUCGCCUUUGACGUCAUCCACUGUGUGUCACAGCUCUUUGACUACUACCUGUACGCUGUAUACACCUUCUUUGGACGCAAUGACAUGCCUGUCCCAAGCCCGUCUUUGUCAACUCGUAGUGGCAGAGAGGUGGGUCCUGCCUCGGUGGUGGGCCCUGCUUGUUUGUAUGAGUCAUCGGGUCUGGGCCUUAUCAGCAGCAGACUGAGAACCACACUGAACCGGAUCCAGGAGAGCCUCAUUGACAUGGAGGCUGUAGGGGAGAAUGCAGGAGUCCACGGCCCCGGAGAAGACAGGAAGGAGAAGGUGCCCAGCCCCCAUCUCAGUCAACUGGUGGUCCUCACUAACAGCGGGAGUCUUUAUGGGCUGGCUCAGAGAGUGGUGGCUACAGAGUCUCUUGUGUUUCUGGCUGAGCAGUUUGAGUCCCUCCAGUCGCACCUGGACACAAUGAUGCCUGCAGCCAAGAAGCCUUUCCUGCAACAGUUUUAUUCCCAGACGGUGUCUACAGCCAGUGAACUGCGGAAACCAAUAUAUUGGAUUGUGGCAGCCAAGGCCAUCGACUACGAACAAAUGCUACUCUUGAUGGCUGGAGUUAAAUGGGACAUUAGGGAGAUAAUGUCACAGCACAAUGUGUACGUGGACGUCCUGUUAAAGGAGUUUGAGCAGUUUAACAAGCGGCUGGGUGACGUUUCCAGACAUGUGCGCAUCCCACUGCCUGUGUCCAACGUCCUGUGGGAGCACUGCAUCCGUCUGGCCAACAGGACUCUUGUUGAGGGCUACGCUAACGUGAAGAAAUGUAGCAAUGAGGGCCGGGCCCUGAUGCAGCUGGACUUCCAGCAGUUCCUCAUGAAGCUGGAGAAGCUGACCGACCUGCGACCCAUCCCCGAUAAAGAGUUUGUCGAGACCUACAUCAAGGCUUAUUACCUGACGGAGAACGAUAUGGAGCAGUUUAUCAAGAAUCACAGGGAGUACUCCAUGAAGCAGCUAGCCAACCUGGUGAACGUUUGCCUGGGCUCACAUAUAAACAAGAAGGCUCGUCAGAAACUUCUGGCAGCCAUCGAUGACAUUGACAGACCCAAGAGAUAGACUGAUGCACGGUCCAGACCCCUAAACGUAUCAACCGACCCCCAGAGAUUGACACUCCAAUAGAGGAACUCCCACCGUGGAGCUCAGUGUCGAAUGUCUUCAUUUUUUGUCUAGAACAAUGUUGAGGUGUGUUCAACGAGCUGUCCAGUCCAUACGACAGUGGAGCUACUGUAAACAGCAAUUUGAAGCUCAAAUGUUAGCCAGAUGCUAAGUACAUGUUAAUCUGCAGUCAUUAUACGGUUAAAAACACAAACUGCCUCUUGUUGAAUGCACCUCAUGACACAAUGGUGGACAUAAAUAUUAAAACUCAGUGUCACACUCAAGCAUGCUGCAGUUACUCUGUGCAUAGAGCUACCAUAACACAUGCUAUCACCCACUUCAUUUAACAAACAUGCUGCUUCUGAAGUUUUUCUGCAGAUUGUCUGCAACCGUAGAUCACUUCAGUGUGACCAUGACGAGCAGAUCUUGAGUUUGUUUUCCAGAUAAACUUCUACAAAUACGGAGUCUACUAAUUGUAUAAAUGUGGCGUGACCGUGCGGCUGUUCAUAGACUUCCAUCUGUUUUCACCAAAAUGUGCUCAAGCUCUGACACAACUCCUACCUUGAGAUUAAAGAAAACAACAAGUGGAUAUUUAUGAGUUGCUAAAUUUGAUAGUCGCAUAAUGUCGUUAAGCUUUGUGGUAAAUAUGCCCAUGAGAACAUUUGAAUGGUUAUACCCCUCUGCUGUCUGAAUGUGUUUCCUGUGGGAGAAGCAGUACAGUAAAUCUGGUUUAUUGGUCACUUUAAUCUUUCACUAUGAAAUAUUCCAGCCCAUGCUUUUGCUGUAUAUUAGUUCACUUCAGGGUGUUUGUUGUGCCUGACUGGAUGCUCCUUUUCUUUGUUUGUUUUGUCCAUGAAUUACAUAAAUCUAAUAUAAUGAUGAUUCUGAAAAUAAUAUAAAUUGCUGUAGUUAGAGUUAACAUAGUUAGAUUAUAUCCGCACCAGCUGCAUUUGUUUGUUUGCCAUCUGUCAAAUCUGAGGAGGAAAUGAUUUUAUUGUCGUGAGGUGAGUUUUUGAAAGUCUUUGGACUUCAGUCUCUGGCAUUCUUGCUGUUCAGUGAAAUUUUGUUAUUUUUUAUCCAUUUUGUUGCUUUGCGCGAUCAGGCAUUGAUAAUGUAAUUUCUCAUGACUACCCAAGUUUUCCUCCCUCAUAUAUUAGUUUAACCUGACCGCACCUGCUGGGGGGGGGUAAAAAAAAAUGAAGUAACAGUUUUUGGUACAGCUUCUUAUACAUUUUGUGUGCAACUAUUCCAAGAAAAAUACUGUAAAUGUGAAUGUUUUGAACAAUGUCUGUAUUUAUUUCUUGCUUUGUGUCUUGUUUGGGUUUUUAUAUGAUAACUGCUGCAAGCGUGCUGUCAUUUAUCACCUCUCAGUAUCUUAUAACUUAUCAGCUGAAGCAAAUACAAAAUAUUUAAACAUUGUCAAAAUUACAUUAAGGGUCAAGUGCACUAUAGUGGAAAUCAGUAAUCAGUGUUAGAAUUGUAGGUUGAACCAAGAUGAUUCUAACAUAAUAAACACACUAACAAUG
Messenger RNA from Seriola dumerili (greater amberjack), 4655 nucleotides. It is a transcript of the gene vps50, whose product is annotated as VPS50, EARP/GARPII complex subunit. Gene Ontology annotation, cellular component: EARP complex. Gene Ontology annotation, molecular function: SNARE binding. Bases 106 to 3090 code for a protein of 994 amino acids. Lineage: Eukaryota; Metazoa; Chordata; Actinopteri; Carangiformes; Carangidae. Gene Ontology annotation, biological process: endocytic recycling; retrograde transport, endosome to Golgi. The record is from RefSeq and is a predicted model, not a curated record. The transcript has 29 exons.